UCCUUCAUUCUCUCUUGGCGACGCCGCCGUAGCGAAAUCCCGGCUGAAUUCAUCCUCAGCAUCACCAGGUAAUCUCUUUCUCUCUCUCCUCCGUUGCAUACUUAUAUUCUUAUGUUUUCUCUCGCUAGGGUUUCACUUUCAUAAUUGACACCAUAGUCAAAAUUUCCCCUUUGAUUGAAUCUCUACCAUGAUUGUAGAUUCAAUCUUUGACUUUUGAAGCAGAUAGUCUGGUUUCGCUUCAAUCCAAAAUUCUUUGAUUCUCACCAAGGAGAUUGAAGGGGUAAUAGAGGAGGGCCAAGAAGAGGCUAGAAGAAUUAAAGAUAGAAAAACCCAUGACCCUCAAGUUCAAAGCUGGGGUCUGUAGGAGUUAAAUUUGUUUUUCCUUGAUGGCUAAAGAUAUGGAAGUUGAGAGCGGUGUUGACAGGAUCAGUGCCUUGCCUGAAGGAGUUAUUUGUCACAUUCUCUCAUUUCUUCCAACAAAAGUUGCAGUUCAAACCUCUGUACUCUCAACAAAGUGGAGAAAGAUUUACACUUUGGUUUCUAGUAUAGAUUUAGAGUUUGGACUUUGGAUGAUGACAGAGAGGAGAUUGAUGCUGAAAAAUCAAAUAGGUUCUCCAAUUUUGUAGAUAGAGUGUUCUUCUUUCAUGAUAAACCAUCUAUAGUAAGUUUCCGUCUCAGGUGCUAUCAAUACGUCGAUCCUUUGCAUGUUGAUGGGUGGAUACGUGCUUUAAUGCAGCAUAGCAUUCAAGAGCUUGAUAUAUACAACCAUCAUUUUGCUUUUCUGGGUAUGCCCUUACCAGCUAGUGUAUUUUCUUGUGAGACAUUGGUGGUUUUGAAAGUGAAUUUAAAUUCGUCUUAUCAUGCUCUGAAAGUCCCAGCCAGAAUUUGUCUCCCAAAUCUUAAGGUUCUUCACAUGCAUGACUUUUCCUUUUCAAAUGAUGGUUCUGGUGAAAAACUGUUGUCAAGUUGCCCAGUUCUUGAGGAUUUGGUUUUGGGAUCCUGUGCUUUCAACAAUGAUCGUUCCGAAUUCAAAAUUUCUAAUUCUUCACUCAGGACACUAACCUUACAAGACUACUACACUGAACUUAGUGAUCAAUUUGUUCAGAUAAUGAUUUGUGCACCCAAUCUUUUAUUAUUUAAGUGCACCAGUGGGUUGCGACUUGAUGUCAUUCUAUGCAACUUGUCUUCACUGGAGGAUGCACAUAUUAAUG
Rubroshorea leprosula is the source of this 1211-nucleotide messenger RNA. NCBI's taxonomy places the organism in Eukaryota, Viridiplantae, Streptophyta, Magnoliopsida, Malvales, Dipterocarpaceae. The record is from the annotation of a GenBank genome assembly.